Messenger RNA from Syngnathus typhle (broad-nosed pipefish), 1141 nucleotides. RefSeq lists its product as uncharacterized. The coding region runs from base 139 to 693 and encodes 184 amino acids. The transcript is spliced from 2 exons. The record is from RefSeq and is a predicted model, not a curated record. Lineage: Eukaryota; Metazoa; Chordata; Actinopteri; Syngnathiformes; Syngnathidae.
UUUGUCCUACCUCCAAACGAUCCCGACCAGGAGAUAGCGUUGAAGAUUGUAUAACUAAUCUCUCCCACCGAUUCCCGCCCCCUUUGAGAAAAACUCCAGAGGUGAACAAGAGAAGCGCACACACAUCAAACCGGGAGGAUGACCAUCAGCAAAGAGUCCAGGAAAAGUUCCGCGCGGGGUUCCCUCCGAGCCCCCAAGUUCCUGGACAAAUCCGGUGGCUUCUACGACCGCCUGGAUGAACCAGAAAGUGCCCCGCUGUCAGACAAUUUGGUGGCGGACGCAGGGAGUGAAGUGGACGACGGUGAGACCCUCACGCGGCGGACACCCAGCGGCAGGUGGAGGAGAAGAAGCUCCAGGAGGAAGCAGAAGCAGGCGCUACCUCUGGAGAGCCCCCAGGUCUUGGAGGGACACCAGGCCCCUCACCGGGGGGACCGGCUCACGCCCGUUCCUUCCCAGGAGGAUGCCGACGACCGGGUGCUGAUCCGAGACAAGACAUGGAUGAAGAGAGAGCAGGAGGUAGUCAUGAAGGUGGUCAAGAGGAAUUCGAUGAAAGCAUAUCGUAAGGCUGUCGACCGAGCUUUUCGGAGAGGCUGGGAGGCGUUUGUGGCCAACAUCUACAGCGUGACCCUCACGCCUGUCAUUCCGUCCCAAAAGAAGCAUCAGCAUAAUGUCGUGCUGGCCGAGUUCCAGUAGAAGCUCAGCGAUAACGAUUCAGCUAAUCAUGAUGCCGGAUCUCCCAUUGAUGGCAUGAUGCUGAUUAUUUAUUGGAAGUUAUUUGUUCAUUAUGUCAGGUUCACUAUUUGGAGUUUUUCCGCAGGUUUAGCAUGAUGAAAACACAAAAGUGUCGAUGUGUAACCUUCAAAAAAGCAAUGACUUAAUAGUGGACCCGUUUUGUCAUUUAUUUCAAGAGAGACUGUAGCCACUUGGUCUUCUGGUGGACUUUUUUUUUCUCCACGAGGGGCAAAAUAGAGAGAUAAAACCAUUGAUUUAAAAGCAAUUUGUUUGUUGUUUUUUUUAUUAUAUGUUAAGUGAUAUAUUUAUAUGCAAUGUUAAUUUGGUCGUGAUGGAAUAUAAAAAGCAUUGAAUGCUAGUGCAAACAUUGAAACAGGUGAUGCAGAAAAGAGAGUUAUGAUUAUAAAAA